This is a messenger RNA of Exaiptasia diaphana, 891 nucleotides long. RefSeq names its product group XIIA secretory phospholipase A2. The record is from RefSeq and is a predicted model, not a curated record. The transcript has 3 exons. Gene Ontology annotation, molecular function: A2-type glycerophospholipase activity; calcium ion binding. NCBI's taxonomy places the organism in Eukaryota, Metazoa, Cnidaria, Anthozoa, Actiniaria, Aiptasiidae. Gene Ontology annotation, biological process: lipid catabolic process; phospholipid metabolic process; arachidonate secretion. Gene Ontology annotation, cellular component: extracellular region. Bases 49 to 606 code for a protein of 185 amino acids.
CCUGUCACAAUUCAACAUUUUGUAGUUCUUGCUCAGAAAAAUACAGUCAUGAUGGUCAAGUUUAGAGUGCUCUUUAUAUUAUACYUAUAUUUAAUAAUAGAACUAGUAUAUAGCAGUGAWAAUCCCGCGGGAGGACUUGGAAAUUURGCGAAAAUCUUGGCUGAACUUUCUGGAGGAAGUCAAUGCUACUUCCGAUGUCCGAAAGGUUAUAAGCCAUUAGCUAAUGCUAGUCACAGGCCAUCCAGUAAUGGUUGUGGAUCGAUGGGAAUAAAGAUUGACACAAGUAAUCUACCAGGGUUCACUGAGUGUUGCAACAUACACGACAAAUGUUACGAUACUUGUAACAAUGACAAAAUACAAUGCGACGAGGACUUCAAGUCUUGUUUAGACAAUGUUUGUCUUUUAGAGGGACUUGGAAAAAAAAUGAAGAAAGACGAGUUGAAAGCUUGUGAAUCUUCAUCUGAUUUAUUUUACUCUGGAACUAUGGCUUUAGGUUGUUCGGCUUAUAAGGAGUCGCAAAGAAACGCUUGCUUGUGCAAUGGACAGACGAUCACCAAGAGAGAAAUGGAAGAAUUAGAAGAAAAAGAGCAUGGAGGAGAGUUAUAAUAUUGUAUUCUUAAAAUUCUUUAUUUAAAUACAAAAUUAAUGAGGAAAUAAAUAUGUACAAUUAGUCAACAAUUAGUAAACAAAUAAAUAAAUGUAUUAAAACUAUAUUUACUUAACAACAACCCACACUAAACCAAGAACAAUGGAACUGUUUUUGAACACCAGAAAAAUUAGCGUUAGGUAAAGGUUAUUUAUUUCUGAAAAUAUAUAAUUUUUAAUAUAAUAUUUAUGGAUUUCCAUAUACUUUUUAGGAAGCACUUUGAAAUUAAAUUGUUUAUAAUAUCA